Culex pipiens pallens (northern house mosquito) is the source of this 4514-nucleotide messenger RNA. RefSeq lists its product as uncharacterized. The transcript is spliced from 2 exons. The coding region runs from base 2879 to 4111 and encodes 410 amino acids. Lineage: Eukaryota; Metazoa; Arthropoda; Insecta; Diptera; Culicidae. The record is from RefSeq and is a predicted model, not a curated record.
ACAUUGACCCGUUUACAUUGUUUUGCUUGAAGUUAUCAAUGUUUGUAUGUCUUAUAUUUAUUUCAUAUUUUGCCAGCACCACUUUAUAAUUUUCACACUGCACCUGCAUCGUUACUUGCAUUGCUCCCGCAGGACCGUAAUGCAAAACAGAAUGUCAACACAGCACCAACAAAAAGUGGCUUUAUUCGUCAGAGGAUUAAAAUUUAGACUCAGAUAUUAAAUGCAGAAUUUUGUCUAAAUGUUCAGUGUCCCCGGAGCCGGCUGCAUCAAAUCGACUAUACCAUUAAGGUGGCCAAGGUGGGUCUGUUAAACUAGGAAAUGCUGCACCCUUCCUACUGAAGAUCACCCCGGUCGAUUUCGACCGCGGGAUCACGGCUGGUGCCCGUACUUUGAGCCCUUGUGAUGCAAGAGGAAGAUUUGACCUAGUGGUGCGACGACCGCUAUCCGUCCGUCCGUCCGCUGGUGGCUUAUUACGACGGGCAAAGGGCGAUCCUACAGCGGCAUGAAGGCCACCACCGUCGCCGGCAAGGUAGAAUGCAAGCCGAGUGUCGUCGCAGGUCGUACUAAAUCAUUGCCAGAUCCUUUUGAAUCACACAGACAUCCUGACGCUGAUGUUCGGAGGUGCAUGCGUGAGUAUGGCGGAACCGCCAACCUUCGCCUCGCGCAAAAUCAAAAUCAUGCUGUUGACCAUCCUUGAAGACUAUUUGGACACGUAAACGUGGCGCUCUUAAUAUUUCUUGAUGCUCGACCCAACAACCCCGAGUGAUUGGCGUGUGUAAGAAUCGAGUUGAGCUCCCAUUGCAAAAACCGGCCUUUAAAUUUGUAGGAGACAACGGAACUUGUGUCGGGCUAACACAACCUGGGUCGAAAGAUGACUUGCACUCAGUAAGACUAUUGAAUAGUUGGUAUACCGUAGCUAUAUUUGAAGGUUAAGCCUUUUAUUUUACAAUUUAAUGCUAUAAAAUUAAGGAGAUUUAUUAAAAUUGUAAUUUCAUUAGAAAUGUUACUGGUAUUGCUCCGUUGGAUUUAAAAUCCGAUAUAAAAGCGGAUUUUAAAUCCAGCGGAGCAAAAAAAAAAUUUUUUAUUUUGUAAAUUUACAUUAUUUUCAUUGGAAAUUUACACGAUUCCACCAUAUUUUUAUUGGAAACAUUUACAAUGAAAAGCAUGUAAAUGUCCAAUGUAUCUAAUGUAAAUAUACAUCAUUUAUCAUGAUACCUUUUGGUACAUGAUAAAUGAUGUAAAUUUACAGGAAUAUUUUUUUCUGUGUACCGCGGCAUCACGCUUAUCAACGCGGCCUACAAAAUCCUCUCUCAGAUCCUCUGCCGUCAGCCAUCACCCCAUGCAAGGAGGUUCGUGGGGCCCUACCAAGCGGGCUUCACUGGCGCGCGCGCCACCACGGACCAAAUAUUUUGUUUCCGACAGAUCCUCGAGAAAUGUCGUGAGUACAACGUGCCCACACAUCACAUCUUUAUCGACUUCAAGGCGGCCUAUGAUACAGUCGACCGCGAGCAGCUAUGGCAGAUCAUGCACGAGAACGGAUUUCCGGAUAAACUGACUCGGCUGAUCAAGGCUACCUCGGAUGGUGUGAUGUGUCACGUGCGUGUUUCGGGGGUUUUAGCGGAACCCUUUGGAUCACGCCGAGGGCUGCGGCAAGGUGAUGGCUUAUCCUGUGCGCUGUUUAACAUCGUCCUUGAGGGCAUUAUUCGAAGGGCGGGCAUUGACACGAGUGGCACGAUCAUGAACAGGUCCUACCAGCUGCUUGCUUUUGCCGAUGACAUCGACAUUGUGGCAAGAAACCUGGAGACGAUGAAGGAUGUCUACACCCGACUGAAGGUACAAGCAAGGCGUGUAGGACUUGGCAUGAAUACGACGAAGACGAAGUACAUGAGAGGAAGGGGUUCGAAGGACGUUGGCCCCCCAUGUCUCACCUCUCUAGCUGUGGAUGAUGAUGAGUUGGAGGAGGUGAGCGAGUUCGUGUACAUGGGAUCGCUGGUAACCGCCGACAACGACACCAGCAAAGAGAUCCGGACUCGUAUUUUUGCCUGGAAUCGUGCGUACUUCGGAUUACGGAAGGCUCUCACAUCAGAUCGAGUGCAACGCCGCACGAAGCUGACGAUGUACAAAACACUGAUUAGACCGGUAGUCCUCUAUGGCCACGAGACUUGGACGAUGCGGCAGGAGGACGAACGUGCCCUUGGAGUUUUCGAACGGAAGGUGCUACGAACGAUCUACGGUGGAGUGCAGGUGUCUGACGGAGUGUGGCGAAGACGCAUGAACCACGAACUGCACGCGUUUCUUGAAGAACCGACCAUCGCCACCCAGGCGAAGAUAGGGAGGGUCAGACUCCUUUUUGACCGCGCUGAACCAGCUGGCGGAACAGGCAGAAGAGCAGGGAAACCGCGCGCACGGUGGGGAGAUCAAGUGAAUGGUGAUAUCCGGAAGAUCUGUAACCUGGGAAUUUGGAGAGUAGCAGCUCAAGAUCGAGAAAGAUGGAAGCGUCUUCUUGCUACAGCACGCGUACCUGGUGCGCAAUGCUGAUUGGUAUGGUAUUGUUGCGACCUGGGAACACUGGCGGUUUGGUAACCGCUUGCUACCUGCGGCUCAUGACUGUCAGCCAUCUGACAGCUUCUUCGAUGUCAUCCAACAACAACAAUGCGAUGUCACUCCCAGCUUCCGGACAUCAUUCUGUAUUUAUCUUUGCGACUGAAUAAACGUGUUUUAUAGUUCUUAAUUAAAUUGCACGCGUAUUUCUUGUGGUCUCGGUGGUGGUCCACCCCGAGACCACCAGUUCGUAAAAGUGGCGACGAUAGCCGGAAAAAUUGUUAGCAGUGAUCAAUUAUCACUAAAAAUUUUACCCGCGCGUGAACGUGGCAGCGGAAUGUCGAUCUCCAUUGGCCAUGGGCAGCAGCAGGAUGAUCCGAGAAGUGGCUGGCUGGUGCUUCCUGUCCAACAGUCGUCCUCCCCAAGAACACAAAACGGCCAGCAGCCGCCGUCGUUUGUUAGUUGGGACGACCUUGAUGCACCUGCAAAGCAGCCGCUGUUCGAUUAUCGCCCACAAGGUGGCCUGGAGUGCGAAGGACGUUCGCUGCCAACACCCGAAGAGCUGUUCCGCCGUCGCUUUCCCAAGCAGGACCAGUUAAUCAACGGCAAGUCGGAGCAGCAACACACGACCUUCGCGGCAACAGCGUCGCACAUGGAAGGCGCGAUGGAGGCCAAUGCAGCGUCAUCAUCGGCUCCCAAGCAAGCAGAUCGAGAGUUUGAGGUUAGGUCGAACUCGUGUGAAAAGAUGCCGUGCCAUGAAGCCAGCAAGCAGGAAUUUGCCGGAGACUGGGUGAUCAAGUGUCAAAGCUCUUACUACAGCGAGGAAGGACACCAGGUUGAUACCAAGCAGUCUCGGAAUUCAGUCUGGGAAAGGUGGCACACGACGGCAUACACCAUCAAGCGAGUGGGAGCCCGGUUCGAUCACCAGCGGCUGAACAAGCUGUGCCGGAUUCCAAGCCCGCAGAUCAGCCCGAUUGUGUACCAUCUGCUGGGGGCUUCGUCGGCAACUGGCGCAACCCGGACAACGUCUCCGAGCGCCGAAGCAGGUCCCUCGGAUUUCACCGGUUCUGUAUCGCCAAAGCCAAGCUCACCAUUAAGGAACGUCCUCGUAAAGAACCAGAUCAAGUCUCCGAGCAGCACCUCCGUCUCGGACCAGACCCAGUGGACAACAACGUCACCAUUUCUCAACUGCCGAAAGGAUUCGCAGUCCCCGAAGCUAUCAACCAGGAAACUAGAAAAAGCCAUCCAACCGGAUCGCGACUGUCUGGUCGUCAACUAUGCCGUAGUUAGCCGUACCGUCAAGUCCAGCAAACGCACCAAGCCCUCCGCAGCGGCUCGUCUUCCCCGCUGGUCUCAUCGGCUGUACGGACGUCAACGGUGCACUACAACAGCGUCUCAUCUCGACACAGCGGCCUCAGGUAGCACGGAGUCCAUGUCACCGUCCAGUGUAACCAGUCCCAAGAAUCUUACAUCAUCCACGCCGGCGACCCUGAUGUUCUUCAACCAAUCCGGGUCAUCGUCGGACGUCUCACCGGUAGAUCAUCAACCAUAUCGUUCUCUCCAAGGAUGACGAACGGUACCUUGGUUUGACCCGCACCACACAUCUUCAGAGGGGAGAUGUUGCGACCUGGGAACACUGGCGGUUUGGUAACCGCUUGCUACCUGCGGCUCAUGACUGUCAGCCAUCUGACAGCUUCUUCGAUGUCAUCCAACAACAACAAUGCGAUGUCACUCCCAGCUUCCGGACAUCAUUCUGUAUUUAUCUUUGCGACUGAAUAAACGUGUUUUAUAGUUCUUAAUUAAAUUGCACGCGUAUUUCUUGUGGUCAUCAUAAAUACUUUGCCUUCCUCACUGAGGUAAGGCUAUAAUCCUGCUCUAAAAGUGAACUUUUUAUUAAAAGCUCAAAGACCUACCUUCAUGUAUACAUAUCGACUCAGAAUCGAAAACUGAACAAAUGUCUGUGUGUGUGUGUA